GUUUAAAAUACGUGAAAUAUUUAUGUUGGUGUGUUUCGUAAACUAUUACGGUGUUAAAAAAACGGUUUUAUUAACAGAAACAGAGGAUUCUAGGGAAUCUAUAGGAAAAGAACUGAUAUAUAUAUAUUAAAAUGGCUUUAAAACGAAUUACAAAGGAGCUUCAGGACUUAAAUCGCGACCCACCAUCACACUGUAGUGCGGGCCCUGUUGGUGAAGACUAUUUUCAUUGGCAAGCCACAAUUACCGGUCCAUGUGAGACUCCAUUUUCAGGAGGGGUAUUUUUUCUUAGCAUACACUUUCCUACAGAUUAUCCAUUUAAACCACCAAAGGUUUCCUUUAUAACUAAAAUCUAUCACCCCAACAUAAAUGCAAAUGGAAGCAUUUGUCUUGAUAUCCUGCGCUCACAAUGGUCACCAGCUUUAACAGUAGCCAAAGUACUGCUUUCAAUAAGUUCACUUUUGAGUGACCCUAAUCCUGAUGACCCACUAGUACCAGAAAUAGCCAAGUUGUAUAAAACAGACCGAGCGAAAUAUUGUAAAACUGCACAAGAAUGGACAAGGCGUUACUGUGUGGAGUAAAACAUCAGUCCGAAGUUAAUUGCAAGUGCAAAAUUUUGUUUUUGACUAUGUGAUGUUGUUUUGUACAUAUAGUAAUAUAGACUUACCAGUCUUUCAAUGAAUUUAACUUAAUCUAUUUACCCUUAAGUGUGAUAAUGUCAAAAACGUUUGUAAAUCCUUUGAAUGCAUGUAGUGUGAUUUAGUGCUGGUGAUGACAUUUCGCACACACCUAAAAAUAAUCCAACUGUCGCAUUUACUCAACCCUUAAUACUCGCUUAUCUAAAUUUCUAAAAAUUGCCCAGCUUUGUUACAUCCAUGUAGGUUGGUUCUGUAUACAAUGUACCCAAAACUUUA
Ciona intestinalis (vase tunicate) is the source of this 911-nucleotide messenger RNA. Its product is annotated as ubiquitin-conjugating enzyme E2-17 kDa. NCBI's taxonomy places the organism in Eukaryota, Metazoa, Chordata, Ascidiacea, Phlebobranchia, Cionidae. The record is from RefSeq and is a predicted model, not a curated record.